GAGAGGAAAACAGACGAAGCUGUACCUGUAGGGAGAAAUGUGUAGAAAUCGAGCGUGGAGUGUCCGUCAAUAACUUUUUUAUUUCCACUGCCCGGAGCCUGACCCAGGAUAUUGUAAAGACGACCCUUUGAAGCAGUCUUCUCGAGGAAAUAAGACAUGAGAGUUCUUGUAGGAGGAGGAACGGGAUUCAUUGGCAAAGCCUUGGUGGACACCUUAAAACGCAAAGGUCACGAGGUUACCAUCAUAUCAAGGACUCAAGCCCCUGGAAGAAUAACCUGGAAUGAGAUUUCAAAGGCUCCUUUGCCAGAGUGUGAAGCUGUUGUCAAUCUUGCUGGAGAAAAUAUUCUAAAUCCACUAAAAAGGUGGAAUGAAGAGUUCAUAAAGGAAUUAAGAAACAGUCGCUUGGAAACCACCAGUACCUUGGCAAGAAAAAUUGCAGAUGCCACAAAUCCUCCAAAAGUGUUUGUCUCCUCCUCUGCUGUUGGUUACUAUCCACCAAGUGACACAGUAGAGUAUACAGAGGAUUCACCUCCAAGUUCUGCCAACGAACUGACACGUCUGUGUAAUGAUUGGGAGAACAGUGCUGAACUUCCCGAGGGCUGCAAGACAAGAUUGGUCAAGCUAAGGAUCGGGGUGGUAAUGGGUCGCACUGGAGGCAUCAUACAGCAGUCAAUUUGGCCUUUCUGGCUCGGUCUUGGUGGCAUAAUAGGAAGCGGCAAACAGUAUUUUCCUUGGAUCCACAUCGAUGACAUGACUGGAAUGAUUGUUCACGCCCUCGAAAACGAUCACGUGACUGGUGUUUUGAACGGAGUAGCACCGGAAAUUGUGACGAACGAGCGCUUUACAAAGGAAUACGCAGGCGCACUGUGGAGACCUGCCAUUCUUCCAACACCCGCAUUUGUUGUCAAUUUUAUAUUUAGUCAAGAACGCGGGAAACUGCUUUUGGAAGGACAGAAAGUUAUCCCUAAACGGACAUUAGAACUGGGUUACAAGUUUCAGUUCCCAGAAAUUAAAUCGGCGUUGGCAAAUAUUGUCAAAUAAAAAAAAUUGUGGUGCACAUGAGUUUGUGCCAAGAUUUAACAGUUGAGUUAUGUUUGAGUUCAGGGGAAGACAGACAGGUAGAAAGAAGUGACUGCUGAUUCUUGUUGAAAGUUUCAAACGUUCUUCAUGACAUGAAAAGAAAAACAGUGAUCUUAUUGUGCUGGGAAAAUAUGAUUUUACAAGCAAAUAAAUCGAAAUAAACUCCAGUCCCAAACUACCUUGUUUUGUUUUCACUUUAUUUUAUUACAAAGUGAGGGAGAAACAAGCUUAUAGAAAUUCUACGGAUAAACAUUUGAAGAAGGAUAGCACUCUAACGCCAUUCAGAAGAGUAAGGAAAGUUAGCAUAUGCAACAGUCCAAAGAAUUCCAAGCAGUUGACGUUCCGUUGAUUCUAUGAAGGAUUAUGAAAAAUCGUCCGUGGGCACACGUGACUUCCUGACUAAACGGAGCCGAUGUACUUUGUUGUCAAUAACGAGCCAUUUAAUAACAAUUUAUUGCGAUCGAGUCCGACGCAAAGACAUUUGUGAUCUCGUUUGUAAUACGUCUUGCCUAUCCCGCCCCC
Messenger RNA from Orbicella faveolata, 1602 nucleotides. Its product is annotated as epimerase family protein SDR39U1-like. The record is from RefSeq and is a predicted model, not a curated record. NCBI's taxonomy places the organism in Eukaryota, Metazoa, Cnidaria, Anthozoa, Scleractinia, Merulinidae.